Messenger RNA from Gadus morhua (Atlantic cod), 1240 nucleotides. It is a transcript of the gene gpr146, whose product is annotated as G protein-coupled receptor 146. Gene Ontology annotation, cellular component: membrane. The coding region runs from base 90 to 1118 and encodes 342 amino acids. The record is from RefSeq and is a predicted model, not a curated record. Gene Ontology annotation, molecular function: G protein-coupled receptor activity. Lineage: Eukaryota; Metazoa; Chordata; Actinopteri; Gadiformes; Gadidae. Gene Ontology annotation, biological process: G protein-coupled receptor signaling pathway. The transcript has a single exon.
UUCCAGUGAGACCUAAUCUACCAUCCCCUCCAGCCCCCCCCCCCCCCCCCCCCCCCCACGACGCUGGCCUUCCGCGGACCCUCUCAGCGAUGUGGAGCUGCAUGGCCCACAAUGAGUCAGACGCCAGCGACGCGGACCACCAGCUCUGCCAGGACCUGGGCCUCAUCGUGUCGGCGUUCUCCGUCCUCUACCUCGCCGUGGGCUUCCCCGUGGGCCUGUGCUACAACGCCCUGCUGGUGGCCGUCAACCUGUCCAACAAGGCGUCCAUGACCAUGCCCGACGUGUACUUUGUCAACAUGGCCAUCGCCGGCCUGGUGCUGAACCUGGUGGCGCCCGUUGAGCUCCUGGGGCCGCACUUCACCCACUGGCCCGCCUGGGAGUACAACAACGAGGUGUACAUCACCCUGCUCAUCCUGUUCAACGUCUCCUCCCUGGUGGUCAUGUACUCCACCACGCUGCUCAGCCUGGACUACUACAUCGAGCGGGCGCUGCCGCGCACCUACAUGUCCAGCGUGUACAACACCAAGCACGUGUGCGGCUUCAUCUGGGGCGGCGCCGUGCUCACCAGCUUCUCCUCGCUGCUCUUCUACGUGUGCAACCACGUGUCCACCAAGAUCAUCGAGUGCUCCAAGAUGCAGAACAAGGAGGCGGCCGACGCCAUCAUGAUCUUCAUCGGCUACGCCGUGCCGGCGGCGGCCGUGCUGUACGCCUUCGCGCUCAUCCUGCGCAUCCGCAAGGAGUCCACGCCGCUGGACCAGGACUCGGCGCGCCUGGACCCGUCCAUCCACCGGCUGCUGCUGGCGUCAGUGUGCGUGCAGUUCGCCCUGUGGACGCCCUACUACAUGACGCUGCUGGUGCACACCGUGGUGGGCGCGCCGGGCAACCACAGUGGCGGCGGCGGCGGCGGUAGUAGAAGGCCGGGCCUCACCGUGUACUACUUCCUGCGGUGCUUGGCCGAGCUGAUGGCGUUCUCCAGCAGCUUCGCCAUGCCGCUCAUGUACCGGCAGAUGAACAAGAACUUCUCGCACAAGCUGCAGCGGCUGCUCGCGCGGCUGCACUGCGGCCGCGCGCGCGCCUGCCCCCACGAACGCUCCGCCGUGCAGCAGGUGGUCACGUGAGGUUCCCCGCUCCGAGACCGGUCCGAUCCCACCAAGCCCACCCCAUCCCCCUCUCCCCCCCCAACCCCCCAGUCUCUCUUUGGACUAGCCGGCACUUAUCCCCAUCCCCCCCCACCCCCCCC